Molecule: messenger RNA, 1044 nt
Organism: Postia placenta MAD-698-R-SB12
Lineage: Eukaryota; Fungi; Basidiomycota; Agaricomycetes; Polyporales; Adustoporiaceae
Exons: 2
Biological process (GO): meiotic cell cycle; mitotic cell cycle; cytoplasmic microtubule organization
Cellular component (GO): centrosome; gamma-tubulin complex; equatorial microtubule organizing center
Molecular function (GO): gamma-tubulin binding; microtubule minus-end binding
Source: RefSeq, a predicted model, not a curated record
GUCUCGUGGCCGCUCGAUCUCUUCUUGCACACGUCGGACCUGCAGGCGUACGGUGCGCUCUUCGCAUACCUCUCUGCACUGCGCAAGACACACACACGCGUCCACACAUGCUGGACCGCGCUCUCGAACGCACAGCGGGCGCGGCGGCGCUGGACAGGGCUCGGCGAGGGCGGUACCGAGGAGGAUCUGAACGCGCGCAAGGAGCUGCUGCGCUGCGGGUGGGGUGUCGUGCGCGAGAUGAGCUGGUUCCUGGACACGCUGCUGGGAUAUGUGAUGACAGACGUUGUGGAUGUGGAGUUCAGGAGGCUCAAGGGGAUGCUGCUCGAGAAGACGUCGGACGUCGUGAAGCACGCGACCGGCGGCCAGUCUAUUCCGGCGCCUGGCAGCGAGGGAGCUGACGGACAGAUCGAGGCUUCGCAUUCUGCGUCUACCCUGCCUGCGUCACAGAGUAGCUCCUCGAACGCCGGAUCAACCAGCCUCGAUUUUACCACGCUGCGUAACAUUCAUACGACCUACCUCGAACGUCUGAUCACAGGCAGCUUGCUGUCCAACCCUCCGCUGACAGCCAUCAUUCGCAUGAUUCUCGAGACCUGUGAGCGAUUUGUCGCGCAGGCCGAGAGAUGGGGUGGAGACAUUCUACCUGAGCUCUUGUCCGAAGGUAGUCUGGCUGGCGGUGGCGAUGUGGGCAAGAUGGUCAAGGAAAGAAAAGUCAUCGUCGCAGAGGUCAAUGAGACAUUGCACACGCUGCUUGGAACAUUCUACGAGCAGCUCUCGCUGUCCACGACACAGCAGCCGUUCUCGGCGACUGCGGACGCGUCAAAGUCGGUGCUAUAUAGCGUGAGCAUGGCGAACACGACUGGCUUCCACACAUUCCUCCGACCGAAGCGAGGACGGCGCCUCGAAGGGGACGACGAGGUUCGCCGACACGUGGAACGCCUGCUGUUGCGCCUGGACUUUAACGGUGGAUUCUCCAUGCCCAAAACGGGCGGUAAUGCAGGGUCAAAUGACGGUGAGGAGAUCUUGAAGCAGGGGGGCUUGACGUAG